This is a messenger RNA of Peronospora matthiolae, 1137 nucleotides long. NCBI's taxonomy places the organism in Eukaryota, Oomycota, Peronosporomycetes, Peronosporales, Peronosporaceae. The record is from the annotation of a GenBank genome assembly.
AUGCUCAAGUGCUUGCCGCUGCUGUGGCGCGACCCCAUGCAAUGGGGUUUCAUCUGCACCGCCUCAUUCGUACAUGCCGUCAGUUGCUUUAUGCGCUACAUGGGAGUUGCAUGUGUUGCCAUUGGCAUGGCGCUUAUCUUCCUCGUGGGAGGGCUUUUUAUGCACGCGAUCAUCCCUAUUAUGGCGAAUACGACAUUACAGUUGUUGUGCCAUCUCGCCCUAUCAACCGUGCUGCUAUUUAACAUCUACUUUAAUUACGCGCUCUGCUGCGCGACGGACCCGGGCGUGAUUACAGACAAGUGGAACAUAGAGACGGACGGACAAGUGGAGACUGCUGAAGAUGGUGAACUACAAGUACACAAGAAAAAAGUGGCUCUAAAGCAAGUCAAAGAUGACGAGGAUAAUGAACUGGACGAUGUCGAGCUGGGACUUCUGCCUCGGAUUCGACCGAGUGCCGUGGCUCUAGACGGGAAGAAAACUGACAUCAAUUGCGUGAAAUUAUCACCUGCGCAACUGGUGAACCCACCGAGUGUGCACGUAGCCAGGCAACGUGGUCGACGCCCGCAGGCCGAAGGCGGCGUUUCGUACUGCCGGAGAUGUCGCCACUUUCGACCGCCGCGAGCUCAUCACUGCACAGUGUGCGAUCGAUGCAUCGCUCACUUGGAUCACCAUUGUCCGUGGGUGAAUAACUGCAUUGGACGCAACAACUACCGAUACUUUUUUUCGUUUCUGGUGUGGCUAGCAGUGGGUUGCUAUUACGCCGCUUAUAUGAGCUACAUGGUGGCGUAUGCUGAACUGGAUGCGAAUCAAUAUGCGAGAAUGCUCGUGCUUGCUCAAGUGAGUUCAUUUCACGUGUCCGCGCCGGAAAUGCUCCAGUUCGCUUUUGCAAUCUCGGCGGCCGCGGGCGUAGCUGUUACGAUCCUUGCAACCUGGCAUGGCUUCCUCAUUGCUACGGCGCAGACGUCUGUGGAGCUGCAAAUCAAUCGCUAUCCACGCAAUCAACGUCUGCAUGGCGAAAAAGUAGUUAGCCCGUAUUCAACUGGAAGCAUAAACGGCAACUGGGAACUCGUGUUUGGCCGGAGCAAGUACAAGAUUCUGUCGCUUUUGCCAAGUACGCGUCUUCCGCCAAAUCCGUGA